ACCGACCAAUCACAUUCCAACAACAACCGCGUGCUUCCACGCGGAAUAGAAAACGAAUGGUGCCACAACGGUCACUUCUCGAUCUCAUACAUAAACCCUAAAUCAAAUCCAAAUCGAAAAACUCUCCCUUUUCAAAUUUCGAACUUCGCGCUCUCUCAUCUUCUUCAUUCCUCUCAGAUCCAAUUUUCACUCACAAAAUUCAAAACAAUGGGUGGCGCUCACAGUCGCGACGGUUAUCUCGACAGUUCCGACGAAGAAAAUGAAAAUGAAGAAACAAAUUACGAAGAUGCAAACGAAGGAAAUUCAUCGGAAAGAAUCAAAACUCCUUCAUCAAUUGAUGAUGUUGAUGCUAAACUCAAAGCCCUUAAGCUUAAAUACUCCUCCAAAAAUCAUAUCCCUCAAAACCCUAACGCCGUUAAGCUUUACCUUCAUAUUGGGGGUAACACUCCCAAUGCUAAAUGGGUCAUUUCUGAGAAAUUGACAUCUUACUCUUUUGUCAAGACUCGUCGUGUUGAUGGAGAUAGUGGUGAUGAUGAGGAGGAUGAUGAGGAGGAGGAUGAAGAUGAAGAUGAAGGUGUUUGGGUUUUGAAAAUUGGUUCUAAAAUUAGGUCAAAAGUUGGUGGUGAUAUGCAAUUGAAAACCCUAGCGGAUCAGCGUCGUGUUGAUUUUGUCGCGAAAGGUGUUUGGGCGUUGAAGUUCUUUACGGAACAGCAUUACAAUGAGUUUUUGGUGCAGUUUCAGAAUUGUACUUUUGAGAAUACGCAUGGAUAUGAAGCUACUGAUGAGAACAAGCUUAAGGUUUAUGGAAAGGAUUUUCUUGGGUGGGCGAAACCGGAAGUGGCUGAUGAUUCGAUGUGGGAGGAUGCUGAUGAUAGCUUUUCGAAGAGUCCUGCUUCUGCCACACCGGUUCGAGCAAGUCAGGAUUUGAAGGAGGAAUUUGAGGAAGCUGCAAAUGGUGGAAUUCAGAGCUUGGCGCUUGGUGCUUUAGAUAACAGUUUCUUGGUUGGUGAAAAUGGGAUUCAGGUAGUGAAGAAUUUUGCACAUGGGAUUCAUGGAAAAGGUGCUUUUGUUAAUUUUGGUGGUGGUUCGUCGUUGUCGCGUUCGAAUUUGGCUCAUUCCACUCCCAAGAAAACACUUCUCAUGAAGGCUGAAACCAGCAUGCUUUUGAUGAGUCCGUUGGGUGAAAAUAAGCUUCAUUCAACAGGUCUGCACCAGUUUGAUAUUGAGACUGGGAAGGUUGUGACAGAAUGGAGAUUUGGUAAGGAUGGUACUGAGAUUACAAUGAAAGAUAUCACCAAUGAUAGUAAAGGUUCUCAAUUGGAUCCAUCGGGUUCGACUUUUCUUGGGUUGGAUGAUAACAGGCUUUGUAGGUGGGAUAUGCGUGACCGUCAUGGAAUAGUUCAGGAUCUUGCUGAUUCUAGAAGUGACAUGAGCACACCUGUGUUGAAUUGGGCACAGGGUCAUCAGUUUUCGAGGGGAACAAACUUUCAAUGCUUUGCUACAACUGGUGAUGGUUCUGUUGUUGUUGGUUCUUUGGAUGGAAAGAUUCGGCUGUAUUCGAUCAACUCUAUGAGGCAGGCGAAAACUGCUUUUCCUGGACUUGGUUCGCCAGUUACUCAUGUCGAUGUAACUUUUGAUGGAAAGUGGAUUGUGGGAACCACAGAUACUUACUUGAUUGUUAUUUGUACUGUCUUUACUGAUAAAGAUGGAAAAACUAAAAAUGGUUUUGCUGGAAGAAUGGGAAAUAGGAUCGCUGCACCAAGAUUGCUCAAGCUCAACCCUCUCGAUUCACAUCUAGCUGGAGUCAAUAACAAAUUCCAUAAUGCUCAGUUUUCGUGGGUGACAGAGAAUGGGAGGCAGGAGCGACAUAUUGUAGCUACAGUGGGGAAAUUCAGCGUGAUAUGGAAUUUUCAACAAGUCAAGGAUGGUUCUCAUGAGUGCUACCAGAGCCAACAGGGUCUAAAGAGCUGCUACUGCUACAAGAUAGUCCUCAGGGACGACUCAAUUGUUGAGAGCCGAUUCAUGCACGACAAGUUUGCAGUCACUGAUUCUCCUGAAGCUCCAUUGGUUAUAGCUACCCCAAUGAAAGUUAGCUCAUUCAGCAUAUCCAACAGGCGAUGAUAAUUCUGGGCACAACCAUAGACCUAAUUGUUCGCUAUUAUUGUAGCUUAAUUAGUGACAUUUCAGAUGUUUCAUUUUAAAACUUUUAAUUGUAUGUAGCAUGUUUAAGGUGUAGUUGAUGGGGGAACUCAAAUCAACUAUGGUUGUCAAAUUGUAUUAGUAUAUUUUGUGUUGUUUUAAGCCAAUGCUGGUUGGUCCAGAAUUCUAUUAUUUUUCUGCUAA
Molecule: messenger RNA, 2343 nt
Organism: Trifolium pratense (red clover)
Lineage: Eukaryota; Viridiplantae; Streptophyta; Magnoliopsida; Fabales; Fabaceae
Product: protein CYPRO4
Exons: 2
Coding region: 208-2121 (637 amino acids)
Cellular component (GO): nucleus; cytoplasm
Molecular function (GO): protein binding
Source: RefSeq, a predicted model, not a curated record